This is a messenger RNA of Anarrhichthys ocellatus (wolf-eel), 2420 nucleotides long. It is a transcript of the gene nat14, whose product is annotated as N-acetyltransferase 14 (GCN5-related, putative). The coding region runs from base 420 to 1568 and encodes 382 amino acids. NCBI's taxonomy places the organism in Eukaryota, Metazoa, Chordata, Actinopteri, Perciformes, Anarhichadidae. The transcript is spliced from 3 exons. The record is from RefSeq and is a predicted model, not a curated record. Gene Ontology annotation, molecular function: N-acetyltransferase activity.
AUUUACGCUGUUACGUUGCGGUAGCCUUUUACGUAGCCUUUACGCUUUGGGUUGCGCUUACGCAAAUGGCGUAGAUCGACACAUUGAAGACGUGAAACGGGACCUCAGACAGAGUACGUGUGUAUUCAGAAUACCUCCUUUGCACAAGAAGCGACUCUUAUCAACCGACCAAACGUGCAAACCCUGCAAGGACUCCACAACAAAACUGAGAGAGACGUGCAGAGUGUUUCCCUGUUCAGUUUAAUUUGAGCCGCGUGACGGAGAAGGUAAGCGGAAACGGGGUUCACCGCACGAGCAGGGGUCUAAAUAUUCGCUACAACCAUAUAAGGGUUUGAUCGAGGUCUUUUCGCUUUCGACUGUAACGUUGCCUUUUGGUGAUCACCGUUAACCGUGCAGAUAAAUACAAGCUAGAAUGAGUGAUGGUGACACAUGCAUGCUAUAAAUCCUUUAUAAUCCCCCUCUGUCUUUGUUGUUUGGAGCCAACGUGGGUGAUGUAUUGCAACUACUGGCUCAUUGUAAGCAAAGUAGCAGAUUUCACCCAUUUCAGUACAGAUAACCCAAUCAGGUCUACAGCAGUAUCCAUUACCUGCAUGAUUUUAGUAUCGAACAUCCCAAAAUUGCAUUUGGCCGACAACCUUCUGUCCAUGUACUCUGAUGUGUGUUUCUGUAGGGUCCCUGUGUGUAGAAACAUUAGUAGCACCAGCCCUGCAGUUAGAGCUCAAAGCCUAAACAUGGUGAGGCUGGAGCUGGAUCAGGUGGUGAUGAGGAGGAUGAAGGAAGACGACAUAGAGAUGGCCAAAGCUCUCAUCAAGGAGGGCUGCGAGGGCACAGAAAACCGUCUCAUCCUCCACGUCCUCACUCGUCCGCUCUGCCUCUUCAUCCUGGCUGUUUUCUCCUCAAUGCUGCGCUGCCUCGUGCAUUCCUUUAUCCUGGCCCUUGCUAUUCCUGUCUUCCUGCUAAUUAUUUUUCUCAAAAUCACCAUGCCGCGGUCCACGGGGGUUCUGGGCAGCAGCCGGCCCUACUGGGACUAUGUGGGUAGCAGCUACAGAGGGACACAGGAUGAGACACUGGUGAAUCCUUACUGCAGGAUCAGUGGCAAGACACCAGGGACUAGAAAGCCAAGGCGCAGAAUCACACCCAAAGACAAGGACAAAGAUGUGUCAACAGAGAAUGUCACCCCAGAGAGGGAGCAGGAAGCAGGGCGCGUCUGGGUGGCAGAAUGCGAUGGCGAGAUCCUCGGCUGCGUCUUCAGGGAAAGCGAGAAGCGAGCGGACGUCACCAGGAUCUGCAGGUUGGUGACGGGCUGCUGGUACCGCAGGGAGGGCCUGGGCCGGCUGCUUGUCCAGAGUCUGGAGCAGAGAGAGAGGGAGGCUGGCGCUCACAGAGUGUACGCUCACGUCCCUUACCCGUCCAAGCUGGGGGAAGUCAUCUUCAGGAAGCUGGGCUAUCAGCAAUUUGGGGAGGGGGCUGAUGAAAAAGAAGAUGAUGAGGAGGAGAGGAAGCUUGAGCCUCCAGAGAGAGGCUUUCUGGGAUACCCCCUCACUAAAGUGUUUUACAAAGACCUGUGACUGAGUGAUGAUGGACUCAUGGAGAGAAAAAGGAGGCACUGGAAUUGCUAAAGGUGAAGAAGCCAUAUCACAAGUCAUUGCUGCAACAUGUUUGGAUAUUUGUUUAAGCUGAUCAUGUAUUGAAGAUUUGUGUUAUUUAUGUGAGUAUUUAUUUACUGUAUGUGUUGCUGUUCUGUUUGUUUUAACUAUAUUUUUACCGUUUCAUCAAAUAAAGUACCAUCUCCAUUCUUUAAAAAUAAAUGGUUAUGUAAAAAUGUAAUAUUAACACCAUGAAGCCACAGUCAUGCUGUUCUCUCAUUUAUACUGAAAUAAAAUAUUUAUGUAAAAUGUGUGUUUGCGUGGUUCUUUUCUCAAAAGCGUCCACACAGUAAAUUAUGUGUGAUUGCACACCUUAGUUUGUGUGUGAAAGCGUACAGAUGUGUAGGAGGAUGUACGGUUACUGUAUAGGAAGUAUGUGUGGUUUAUGUGAAUCUGCAGAAUUCGUUCACUGUCACGUACAGUAUGUUGGUACAUGAGUCUACUAGAACAGCACUCCCUCCCCUUUCUUCAGCUUUUCUUCCAUUUUGUUUUCUUUGUUAAAUAAAAAAUAAUGGUUAUUGUAGUUGUUAAAUAAAUAUUUUAGGGAUAUACUUCAUCGCUUUGAGUUUUUAACUACUACAAGCAAUUUUAGGGCUUCACUUUGGGCAGUGGUAACAUCAUUAAAUCAACCUAUUAAUUACAAAUAUAGAUUAAUUGAUAAUGAAAGUAACUCUAGCUGCAGCCCUAAAAUAUUGAACAAAUUACAAAGUUGAUCAAAAUCACAAAUGGAAAUCUACUUGGAUAUCUGUUUCCAAACUACUUUGUAUUGCAGAU